CUUUUUUUUCCGUUUCAGAAUAUUUUGUUACAACAUAAUGUCUCAUACAUUUCAUAGACACACAGCAAUGUUUCGCACAUCUGGCGCUUUCGAAAAUGGCAGUCUUCAUGAUAUGCAACAGAAAACUUCAAUCCAACUCCUUGAGCUCCUCCCAAAACGAAACUUCCCACGUAUUUCCCAAGUUAUAAGCUUAUUGGCUACUCUUCUUUCACUUUUUUUGUUCUUAUGUGUAUUACUGAGGCUUUCUCGAGGAUAUGUGUAUCAAUCCCAGUUUCAAAGAAGGUUCGAAGAAAACGCAAUACGUAAUCCGACAUUCAAACUAUUAGGAAUGUCUGAUGAACAAGUCAUACAGUUAGCAAAGAAGACUGCGCAAGAGCCAGAGAAUGUUGCUCAAGUAUACAACUCUGAAGUAUUCCCUUACGUAGUUGAUAGAACCGGCAUCGUGAGAAGACCUGAAAUUGUCAAAUACUUCAUAUUUGACUUUGAAAGAUGGAUGAACUUCACUAAAGAGAUGAAAGCGCGACGUGAAGAAUCCGGCGCUACAGGAGGCUGUAAAUAAGUUUCAGAAAUUCUAGUACUUUUCUGUCAUAGAAAAGAUUUAAUAAAGCUUAUGAGAGUCUCAUGACUUGAAAGUAUAGACGGCUGAAACUGGGUCCAAAGGCGACUAUCGUCUGUUGCAUUAACAUUUGAAAAUCAUUUCU
Galdieria sulphuraria is the source of this 701-nucleotide messenger RNA. RefSeq lists its product as uncharacterized. The record is from RefSeq and is a predicted model, not a curated record. The transcript has a single exon. The coding region runs from base 38 to 559 and encodes 173 amino acids. NCBI's taxonomy places the organism in Eukaryota, Rhodophyta, Bangiophyceae, Galdieriales, Galdieriaceae.